CAUUCCCCCCCGUGCCAGGUUUGCGAAGGGGUGUCUUCAGGAAUACAUUUUGGUUGUUAUACAUGCGAGGCGUGUAAGAACUUUUUCCGAAGAUGUUUGAAAAGAAAACGCGAGGAAAACAUAGGAUUGAAAAAGUCGAGGGAUAUUUUCACGUGUCCUGCAAACAAAAAAUGCGACACAACGCAUGGAACUGCCAAAAAUAAUUGCUCUGCUUGCCGCUUCGACAAAUGCCUAAACUUAGGUAUGGCGACUGAAAAAGUUAAAAAGGGACGAAUAUCUUAUGCCCAAAGAACUGAGACAAUUAAACAGGUGCGAAUGCUUGAGGGAAAAGAGGUGAUUGUCUCGCCGAAUGAAGCUUCCACUAGGGCUACAGCUGGUACUGAUAAGAAUUCUACAGUUUCUACCGCUUUAGAUAUGUGUGAGGCAAUGCUUUCGAGAAAUAUAAGCAAAUUACAAGACCAGUGUGAAAAUGUACGUGUGUCAGCAGACCUUGUGGAAAGCCUGGUUCAGAAUAUGGAUAAAAUGAAAAUUAUGGGAGAGGAAAUGUCGAUAGCAGAAGUACGGGAGGCGAGAAUUAAAGAACAUUACGAAAACUACAUGACAAAAGUAGCUAUGUUUGGAUCUAUGAGUGGUGUGUCAAAAGACGAAUAUCACAACCUUCUGAAAAACUACGAUAUUGACCUAGAUGAUCAAUGGAAGGUGUUCAAGGAUUUCGCUCUUAAUUUGGAGUCAGUUAUUGGCCGUUAUUGCAGAUUCGCCAAACAACUUCCAAAUUUCGCUAAACUGUCUUUAAAUGAUCAAGUAUCUCUUCUGAAGCACACGCAUUGUGACUUUUUCAUAUUGAUGCUACACAAGGGCUACAAGCCGGAAUACAACAUCUUCCUGGAACUAAAUGGGCUGAUUUACCACGUGGAGGAGGCAUCGGACCGACUCCUGUCCAGAAACUCCGUGUCUCUUAUGGUGCAGAUGUUUGACCGGCUUCAAAAACUCAACCUUACGGACGGAGAAACGGCCUUAGUUGGAGCUAUCAUAACAAUGUCGUCGGACCAGUGUGAGCUGGAAAAUUCAACGUUAGUAGAAAGCACUCAGUUGGACUUGUGUAAUUUAUUAAGGCAAAACAUGAAAGAUUUGUAUGGUGAACGAAAUGGUUCAAUCCGUUUCGCGAAAAUUGUUGACCGCUUGACGACUUUGCGCGAGGUGUCAGUGCAGUAUUACAAAGACUACAGGAGUAUUUGUGAGGACAAACUAGUUCAAAAAGAAACCCCAUUGUUUGAUAUUCUACUUCCUGACAACGACGUUUAAUUGUUUCGUUUAUUUUAUUCACCUUCAAAUGUACUCGUUUAUGAAUGUGAAGAUAUCAAGGUCUUUUUUCUGUGUUUAUAAAUAAGGAUAGGCUCACUUAAUAUUACCAGUUCUUAGAAGUGACUUAAAUGCGUCUGUAUUGAGAUUAUUUGUCUUUGAAUAGCAGAACAGU
Molecule: messenger RNA, 1474 nt
Organism: Dreissena polymorpha
Lineage: Eukaryota; Metazoa; Mollusca; Bivalvia; Myida; Dreissenidae
Product: retinoic acid receptor gamma-like
Exons: 1
Biological process (GO): negative regulation of transcription by RNA polymerase II; hormone-mediated signaling pathway; positive regulation of transcription by RNA polymerase II
Molecular function (GO): zinc ion binding; RNA polymerase II cis-regulatory region sequence-specific DNA binding; nuclear receptor activity
Source: RefSeq, a predicted model, not a curated record